UGGGGAGGGAAGUAAUGAUGCUGCCUGCCCCCAAGUGGCUAUCUCAUCAGCUGGGCCUGGCAGGCCUGGAGCCUAGGCUUUCUUCCAUCCCAUUGCUGGCCUUCCUGGCCCUUGGCACCUGGAUCCUGGUCAAGGGCCUAAUCUGUGUCCAACAAUACUAUAUCAACUGCCAGAGGCUUCAAUGCUUCCCUCAGCCCCCUCUUAAGAACUGGCUCUUUGGCCACCUGGGCUUGAUACAUAAUUCUGAAGAGGGUUUGCUGUACAGUCAGUCUCUGGUCUGCAGCUUCAGAGAUGUGUGCUGCUUGUGGGUAGGGGCCUGGUGCCCUGUGAUACGCAUCUUCCACCCCAGUUGCAUCAAGCCAGUCCUCCUGGCCUCAGCCACUGUUGCACCCAAGGACAAAUUCUUCUAUGGCUUCCUGGAACCCUGGCUGGGGGAUGGGCUGCUGCUGAGUAAAGGAGACAAAUGGAGCCGGCACCGGCGCAUGCUCACCCCAGCUUUUCACUUUGACAUCCUCAAGCCUUAUGUGAAGAUCUUCAACCAGAGUGCAGACAUCAUGCAUGCAAAAUGGAGGCGGCUGUGUGCUGAGGGCAGCAAUUACCUGGACAUGUUUGAACACAUCAGCCUCAUGACCCUGGAUAGCCUGCAGAAAUGCAUCUUCAGCCACAACAGCAACUGCCAGGAGAAGCCAAGUGCCUACAUUUCAGCUAUCCUGGAGUUGACUUCCCUUGUGGUAAAGCGUUAUAAUCAACCACUUCUAUACUGGGAUGCCUUGUACUAUCUCACCAGCCAAGGAAGGCGUUUCUCCCAUGCCUGCCAUCUGGUGCAUGAUUUCUCAAAUGCCGUCAUCCAGGAACGACGCUGUAUCCUUGCACAACAGGGGCCUGAGGCCUUCCUCAGGGAAAAGGGCAAAAGCAAGACCAUUGACUUCAUAGAUAUUCUCCUAUUGGCCAAAGAUGAAGAUGGAAAGGCUCUGUCAGACAAGGACAUCCAGGCAGAAGCUGACACGUUCAUGUUUGGAGGCCAUGACACAACUGCAAGUGGUAUCUCCUGGGUCCUCUACAACUUGGCUCAGCAUCAGGAGCAUCAGGAGCACUGCCGCCAGGAGAUACAAGAGCUCUUGGGAGGUCGUCAGCCUGAGGAGAUUGAAUGGGAUGAUCUGGCCCAGAUGCCUUUCCUGACUAUGUGCAUCAAAGAGAGCCUCCGGUUGCACCCACCAGUUGCCAUGGUCUCCCGCUGCUGCACCAAGGACAUCCAGUUGCCUGACGGGCGGAUCAUUCCUAAAGGAAACAUCUGCCUGGUCAGCAUCCUAGGAACUCACUACAACCCUGCAGUGUGGCCCAAUCCUGAGGUUUAUGACCCAUAUCGCUUUGACAUCAAGAACCCCCAAAAGAUUUCACCUCUGGCUUUUAUACCCUUCUCAGCUGGACCCAGGAACUGCAUUGGCCAGAAUUUCGCCAUGUCUGAGAUGAAGGUUGUGCUGGCCCUCACCCUACUGAGGUUCCGAGUCCUCCCUGAUAAACACCCAGUCCGAAGGAAGCCAGAAAUUAUUCUCAGAGCUGAAAGUGGACUGUGCCUGAAGGUGGAACCACUGUUGGGUCCCUCCAGCCCUGAGUCACAGCUGCUCUAUGCUGCUUAGGAAUGAUGCCUGGAUAUAUCCUUCUGCUUUGGAGCCUGGAAGCCUGCUUUCUAGCUGCCCAUCCAGCCACUCUUACCUUGAUUGUAAUAAAUAAAAUAAAAUAAA
Trichosurus vulpecula (common brushtail) is the source of this 1742-nucleotide messenger RNA. Its product is annotated as cytochrome P450 4F3-like. NCBI's taxonomy places the organism in Eukaryota, Metazoa, Chordata, Mammalia, Diprotodontia, Phalangeridae. The transcript has 13 exons. Gene Ontology annotation, molecular function: monooxygenase activity; iron ion binding; oxidoreductase activity, acting on paired donors, with incorporation or reduction of molecular oxygen. Bases 15 to 1637 code for a protein of 540 amino acids. The record is from RefSeq and is a predicted model, not a curated record.